Pterocles gutturalis (yellow-throated sandgrouse) is the source of this 630-nucleotide messenger RNA. Its product is annotated as serologically defined colon cancer antigen 3 homolog. Gene Ontology annotation, cellular component: early endosome; ciliary basal body; midbody. The coding region runs from base 1 to 630 and encodes 209 amino acids. Lineage: Eukaryota; Metazoa; Chordata; Aves; Pterocliformes; Pteroclidae. The transcript has a single exon. Gene Ontology annotation, biological process: positive regulation of cilium assembly; positive regulation of protein localization to cilium; regulation of cytokinesis. The record is from RefSeq and is a predicted model, not a curated record.
AUGGAUGCCUUUGCCUCAUGGGCCCAUUCCAGAGACCCUUAUCUGGGGUACCCAGAGCACAGCUGGGGAGUAGAGCCCCACAUGCUGCACCAGGAUGCCAUCAGGGACAGGGAGCUCCCAUCCCUGCAGCUGAGCCAUGAUGUGCUUCGGGAGGAGAACACCAUGCUCAGGAAGCUGAUCAGGGACAUGCAAAGCUCCUUGGAGAACCAGGUGUGCAUGGCGUGGAAGCUGGAGAGGCAGGUGAAGGCCAUCCUGGCCAAAGGGGAGAGGGAAACCCAACAGCUACAGUCCUUUGUCUGGUGGACUGAGUGUAGUCUUCAGAUAAUGUCCCAGUGGGCUCCGGAGGCAGAAAAAAAUGUGGAGAAGCUGAAGCAGGAGAUAUUUCUUCUCCUGGAAGAGCUGGAGAGCUCCAAGGUGGAGAACGAAAGCCUGAAAGUGGGCCAAACGACCAGCCUGGGGGCAGUGAAAAACAACAUAGAUUUUGCCUUGCAGAACCUCAACAAGAUAGUAACAGGCGCAAACUGGUCUAUCAGACAGCUCACUCAUGGAGCAGAGUCACUGCAUUUUGUCGCUGAGGUCCUUCAGUCUACCAGCAAAAUUUUUGGAGUUGAAGCAGCAAAGGAGGUAUGA